Rhizophagus irregularis DAOM 181602=DAOM 197198 is the source of this 2195-nucleotide messenger RNA. Lineage: Eukaryota; Fungi; Glomeromycota; Glomeromycetes; Glomerales; Glomeraceae. The record is from RefSeq and is a predicted model, not a curated record.
AUGACCGUUGCAAACUUAAAAGAACAACUUUCUCGCACAAAAGAAGUUAUAGGAGCUAAAAUAACCAAAAUGAAUCUUUGGAAAGUCGAACUCAAGACUUAUGAAGUUAAUAACCUUUCUGCAGAAGAUAUUGAAAGUCAUGAAAGUAGCGAGAAGAUGGAAACUACGUCGAAUCUCAAUGAAUAUUAUAACAAUAACGAAGACAAAAAUCCUAAAAAGGGGCACCUUCAUGUCUUCAUAGUCCCCACCGACACUGCAACAAGUGGAAAAAGAAGAAAAUGGAUGGUUAAUAGUACCAUUUCAUAUGAAGAGAGUAAAUCGGUAUACUUUAUUGAUCCAACGGAAUCGAGUGGAUCACUUUAUGCCAUGAUUCAGAAAGGAGAAUUUUUAGCUUUAUAUGGUGCACGGGCUUCCGGGAAGUCUACACGAAUGGAUCAAGCUGUGAUUGAGUUGGAAAGCAAAGGCUAUGUUUGCAUUACUAUAUCUUUUGAAAGAAUAAAUAUGAAUACCAUAGACACAUUCUGGUCAGCAGUAGGCGUUGAACUAUGUAUUGGGUCACCACAACACUUUGGAUUAAACGAUGUCAAAUCUGCUGAUGAUUUCAUGCUAAAGUUUCGGAAAGAACCUUGGAAUGAUAAACAAGUUGUUCUAUUCAUUGACGAGUAUGAUGAAUUAUUUGGAGCAAAUGAUGACGUUAAAUCCUCAUUCCUUGGAACAAUUCGUAGCAUUAAAAAUGCAAAAAGAUUCUAUGCACUCUGGUCUUCUGUAGUCAUCGGUCCCCUAAGUAUUUUAUUUCCGAAAACAGACAAAAGAAAUGUUUCUCCAUUCAACGUGUUGGAUUCAUUGAGGAACCCAAAUUUCACUCUGGCACAAGUGGAGUCAUUAUAUAAAGCUUAUGAGAACGACGCCAAAUUGACCAUUGCUCCGGAGGUCAUUAAGGAUAUUUAUGAACGGACGAACGGGCAUGCUGGCCUCGUCUGCCUUUGUGGCAAGGCUAUCAGUUAUUCCUUAGAAAAGAAACUUGACGAAGGAAGAAGUCUUGAUUUCAAACUCUGGUCAAAAUUUCUUGUCAGUCCACUAGUGUUAAAUAGUAUGAUUAUGUAUCUCCCAUUUAAAAAGAUGGUUGACGAUCUCCUUAGGCCUGAUGCUAAGGAAGCUUUAGACUUUCUCCGAUCUGUAUUUGUAGGAUUUUUCGAUUUUAUACAAAUUCAUAGCACUGAUAAAAGAAGACUAGCAGAUUUCUUAACUGCCGAGGGGGUGCUCAUAAGAGAAAGUAGUACCGAGUUUAGUUACAGAAUGUCGUCUAUUUUUGUUGAUGGAUUGGUUCGGCGAGAGGUUAUUCCUUUAUUGUACAAAUCUUGCCCAACCGUUCCAGUUCCCAAAAUUGAUGGAGGCUUGAAAGUCCUUGAUGCUUUAAUAGAGUCCAUCCGUUGUUUUGAUAAAACUAUUAUUUGUAAUGCUUUCAACCGAUCAUUUAAAACUGCGCUUGUGAAAGUGGAUGGUUGUCAAAAUCGGAUGGUUCCUCGAGAGAGUGUUUACGAUACAGAACUAAAUAGAAUCCUGUUGAACUGGAUCGUCAAUGAAUGUUUCGAGGUCACUGGACAGUGGCACCUAAUAGAUCACGCUGAUAAUGACGAAAAAGACAAACAUUAUUAUAGUAAUAUAACUAUUAUGACUCCACGUAAAACAGUUGUUCUCGAGCUUUUAGCAUCUGCGAAUAAAAAAGAACUUAACGAACACUUUGAAAGGGUGCUCAAUUAUGCAGAAAUGCUAUCAGCAGAUGACAAAUGGAUAGUAAAUUUUACGUGUGAGGAUGAUGCAACAAAGAACCCCCAUUGGCCACCCAAUGAUAGAAAGUUUGAGAGUGUGAAUGUUGUUCAUUUUUUUCACGACCGAAAGUUUGAAAAUGUACGAAUGAGCGCCCGAUAUAUAUCUAACUCUGGUACUUUUAGUUAUAUCACAGAUCAAGUUAUUCAAUUACAAUAAUUAACUUGAUUAGUAAUAUUUGAGUUGUAUUGUAAAAUAUAGAAAAUGUAGAAAAUAUUUCUUUGUGUUAUAUAUAUUACAAUUAAAUAGCAUUAUGCUCAUUUUCCCAUUUAUUGUGUUGCGAUUCAAAAAGUGAAUAUAAUAUAAAAGUCUUUGCAUGUUUCAAAAUUUCGAAGCCCAGAUCUAUUAAUAAAUGAUUUUCAGAAAUA